UGACACUGACUGGUACUAUUAAGCUACAUUAUCACUACUCUGUAGCUCCUGGCAUCUCCACCCAACGCCUUUUCUAUUCAAAGUUGGCAUCAGAGGAAUUAUUUGAGGUAAGAGAUGAAGACAAAUAUUACCAUUAGGAUGUUUUAUGGCGUAUGUCGACUCAGUUUUCCCCCUCGCUCGCUCUCCCUUUUCUCCAUCUGUGCCACUCACUUUCUCUCUGUCUGUCUCCCAACGGGGAUGAAAAGGCAAGGAGAGAGAAAGGAGGAAUAGAAAACUGAGUGAGCGCUGUCAAUAGCAGUGAGUUCACUGCUAAUCUGGCUACACUACAAAGGUUAGCAGAUCUGACUGUCAAUAGUGUCUUGUGGGGAGGAGGGAGGAGACACGGAGGUGAGGUGGUGUAGGGAGGGGUGGUCGCUUUGAGAGAAAGAGAUACUUUGAUAUUUCGGAAUGUUAGAAGGGUGAAUGUGGAGAACUGGAGGUUGGGGAUCUAAUUACCGGGCCAUAAUUGGGGGCUGGGGAAUAGGUUGCCGUCCUCUCAACUCGCUGCAGAUCAAUUAUGUUAAGAGAACAUCUGUAAGUAGAGCUUAAUGAGGUCCAUUAGAGCAACAUGCGCUGCCUUCCCUAACGGUGCUUGUCAGCUUCUUGGAUGAGCUGGAGUGUGCUGCCGACUGGGGACCUUGUGGAGGGGCUUAAAUAGGAGAGGAGGCUCGACUGUGCGCUGCUUUUCCCUGUCAGAGAAACAGAGAGACACAAGCAGGGAAGGAGAAGGGGGAAAGGGAUGCUCUGUGAGAGAGCUGCAGGAGUCACAGAGCAGCAAGGGGAGCAGAGUUUAGGGUCAAAGCUCAACUAUUAACAGUUAUCAAACCAUAAAACUUUGGCGGCAAAGUUUUCUUUAGAAAAGCGGGAGCUGGCCGAGCUCUCAGAAAGUUACCUUCUGGAGAUUUUCAUUCAAAGUCAAGAGAACACAGAAGACACGAACCACGGCAGUAUUUGUUUUGGGCGUCCCUGGCUGUAGCUCCUUCAAGUCUGCCUGCAGACAGCUGAUCUCCGGUCCAGGCGGUUCCGGGUUGCAUGGUGGUGCUUCGGCUGCUCCAGCGGCUCAACAAAUGCAGAAAAGGGAGAAAAGUUUCGGUAUACAAAUGCUUUCCGUCCAGCCGGACACCAAGCCAAAAGGCUGUGCCGGCUGUAACCGGAAGAUCAAGGACCGCUACCUGCUGAAGGCUCUCGAUAAGUACUGGCACGAGGACUGCCUCAAGUGUGCCUGCUGUGAUUGCAGACUGGGUGAGGUGGGAUCCACUCUGUACACCAAAGCCAAUCUCAUCCUGUGUCGGAGAGACUACCUACGGUUGUUUGGUGUAACGGGGAAUUGUGCAGCCUGCAGCAAGCUAAUCCCAGCCUUCGAGAUGGUUAUGAGGGCCAAGGAAAAUGUCUACCACCUGGACUGCUUCGCAUGCCAGCUCUGCAAUCAGAGGUUUUGUGUUGGAGACAAGUUCUUCCUGAAGAACAACAUGAUUCUGUGCCAGACAGACUAUGAAGAGGGGCUAAUGAAGGAGGGCUAUGCUCCCCAGGUCCGCUGACCUUCACAGGCCAACAUGGAAGAAGAGGAAGAGUGGGAGGAACUCCAGAAAGAGUGCUAAUGCCUUCCUGUCCAUGUUCCCCACAUGUACAUAAGAAAGACUCCCUGAGAGGGAACACACACUGUUGUACAGAACAGCCAUAAAGACGACGUGGCAGGGAAAAGCCCUGGAAGCCUACAACAAACGUUAUCAUAUGAAAAACAUUUUUGGAUUUUUCUUUGUUCGCAAACGGUGGAUGCUGCCUUUUCCCACCCAACCAACAAAUACUGGCCUGAAAGGGAAUUUUUAACCAACAGCUGGCAUUGGUUGCUCUUUUAAAAAAGACUAGUCCCACCCACCGUCGCACCCAACUGCACUGCACAGUUCAACAGUCUGUGAUUGAAUCUGAACUAGACUGGGAUAUUGUCAAUCACUAAAACUGUGUGCUAAAGAACUGAGUAUAAAAGUAUAAAAUCCAUCCAGUUUGCCUCAAGUGUGGCAAAAUAAUACUUUUGGGAGUGCGUGUGUGCGUGUCGGUCCAUGUACAUCCUUUCAGGCUAAAGACUUCUGUCAUACGUCCUUCAAGGCUUUGCAUGGUUCGGGUGAUCCUUUCAGAAACGUGAAAUUCCACACCUGACAAACAAAAGUGAGAAACACUUAACUUUAUGCUGUAGGACCAUGCAGCAUUAACAUAGACAGCAAAAGGGAAUAUAUGUCAGACUUAACCAGGGUAAAAAUGGAAGUUAAUUGUGGACUUGAUAUUGGACAUUUUGGAUAAGGUAGACAAACAUCCAGCUCCUGAAGUUGCUUCAUGUCUGGAUGUGUAAAUAAGCAACUGUUUGCUAACACCUCAGUCAAAUGAUUCAUUGGGGAAUAGUACAGUAUGUCAGCUCCUUCUGCAGCCCACAAGUGUGUAAAAAAACUCUAUAAGAAAAACUUUAAGUGUAAUAGGACAGACUUAACGCCUAUAAGUGUGAGAUAUUUCCAUGGUUUGACAAGAGUUCCUAAAAUGCAGUAUUUUCAGUAUUUUGGACUGGGACUCUGCCACUAUGAUUCUGUGAUGGGUUGGUAUGUUGUUUUAGGUGGGGAUGGUCUUUCUUUUAUUAAAAACCUCCAGUCAAAGUGAAAUACUCAUGGACACCGAGAAUAUUUAAGUGGUUUGUAGAAUUUUGAACAUGGAUAGUUUCAGUCAUUUGCACUCACACAUGGCCACAACGCCUUCCUCCCACAGUGGGAAGUUUUCCUCGUCAGCUGAGAGGAAAACAUCUCAUCUUUCUGUAUGAGCCCCAUCUGAGCUCGUGGCACCAUUUCUUAGCAGGACAACAGGAAGAAGCUUCUCUAAUCUGUAAAUUGUGGAUGUACAUUCAUUUCUGCUUGCUUGUACAAUGAUUUCUUUUUAUGUGUCAUCCAGCAUGAGAAUCUUAUUUUUAGGACAAUGCUUGUAAAUACUAUAAUUGUAAUAAUUUUAAACACAAAUGUAAUAAAGUUUUAUUGUCUAACCAGUG
Molecule: messenger RNA, 3061 nt
Organism: Oreochromis niloticus (Nile tilapia)
Lineage: Eukaryota; Metazoa; Chordata; Actinopteri; Cichliformes; Cichlidae
Gene: lmo3
Product: LIM domain only 3
Exons: 5
Coding region: 1107-1577 (156 amino acids)
Biological process (GO): positive regulation of transcription by RNA polymerase II
Cellular component (GO): nucleus
Molecular function (GO): transcription coactivator activity; DNA-binding transcription factor binding
Source: RefSeq, a predicted model, not a curated record